GAUUUGUAUUUCAGCCCAACCGAGGAGUAUUGAAAAUUUGAUAAAAAGUGAAGGGAAUAUAUAUAAGUCAUCAAGUAGCCGGCGCCGUUACUAUUCAUGUCGGUACCGUGCAACCAUGUGCAGACCAAUUUUGCGAGUUUUAUGCAUCAUUGCAUUUUCAUCGACCAUUUUCACAUCAGAAGUACCAAGCCCUGUUAAGAGCCGGCAUCUUCACGACGUAGGCGUUUCAAAAGGUUCUCUUGAUCUUUACGUCGAAAGCAACUCAUUACAUAACGAAAACACGCAAGCAAGUUACCUUCUGCCUGUAAACGAACACCGGUUUCCGCAAAUUAGUGAAGACAUUCCUUUAACAACUUCCUACGGAAUAAGGGAAGAAAUAGACGACACACUGUUGAAAAAUUCGGAAAGUAGUGACAACAGCCGGAUACUAGUACAAAUACCGACGAUAUUCAACAAAGCUAUAGUUCAAGGAAGGACUUUACCAGACGCCGGUGGAGUUUACCAAAGCAGAGCCUCACUUUUGAGAAUGGAUAAUAGUAACAUAUCUCCCAAUCUUAUUAGGGCAGAAAUUCCACAGAGUAACCCGCCAGUAAUUGGUACCAUAGGAUCAGGUUCGCUAGGCUAUACACCACUGGGAAACGGAUUGUAUGCAGUUGGUUCAGGAUCGCUGGGCUUCGCUGCGUAUGUCCCUUCGCAAUCUGGGAAAGGGUCGAUAACAGUACGAAAUAAGAUAAACAAGAAACCCGCCAGAAGCGGAGCGAGCUACCGAUUUAAUAGUUUUAGUGAGACAACACCGCACGCGUAUCCAAAACCUAUCGAUUUAAAAAGGGAAAUAUCAGAGCAAACAGGACUAUAAAAUUUACCAAAAUUAUUUGCAAAUGUCUGCAUAAACUCUGUAGACAUUCUAGUCGUUGUCAAUAAAUAUCUGUCGACAGUACGUAGUGGUAAAGACUGGACGUCGAUUUUUAAAUUUUAAAACGAAUGUGCUCUUUUUUGGUCAUAAUUUAUUUCAUUUCUGUCGACUAUGUUGAAAUUCUUACCACUAAUAUCUAACUUAUAGAAAAUAAACAAAGAAAACACUUGCGGAAUUGGUAGAUAUUAUAAAGAUAUCUAAGGAAUGCAAUGUUUACGGAGAAAUUUAUAAAAGAGGUACCCAAAUUUUUCCUGUUUCUUCUUCAAAUGAGAACAUUAAUAUACUUGCAUAAAAGAAAAAGUAAAUAAUAAAAAUUUAAGAUACUAAUGACAAGUAGGUAUUUAAAAGCUAAUUGAAGCUUAUACAAAGAUGUAUGUUAAAUUCGGCUGUUAAUUACUUUACUGUAUUUAAAUACAACGUGCAGGUUAUUAUACCUGCCUACGUCCGUCCUGCAUCCAUCUACUGAAUGCCAUUAUAUA
This is a messenger RNA of Agrilus planipennis (emerald ash borer), 1392 nucleotides long. RefSeq lists its product as uncharacterized. The record is from RefSeq and is a predicted model, not a curated record. The transcript has 2 exons. Lineage: Eukaryota; Metazoa; Arthropoda; Insecta; Coleoptera; Buprestidae. Bases 116 to 856 code for a protein of 246 amino acids.